Messenger RNA from Bombina bombina (fire-bellied toad), 2812 nucleotides. It is a transcript of the gene KAT5, whose product is annotated as lysine acetyltransferase 5. Gene Ontology annotation, molecular function: histone acetyltransferase activity. The record is from RefSeq and is a predicted model, not a curated record. The transcript is spliced from 15 exons. Gene Ontology annotation, biological process: regulation of DNA-templated transcription. NCBI's taxonomy places the organism in Eukaryota, Metazoa, Chordata, Amphibia, Anura, Bombinatoridae. Bases 25 to 1632 code for a protein of 535 amino acids.
UCACUGAGCUGCUGUUAUUGUGCCAUGGCGGCUUCCGUGCAGGCUGGGCCAGCAGAGAUUGUAGAGGGCUGUCGGCUUCCUGUCCUGCGGAAGAAUCAGGACAAUGAGGUGGAAUGGCCACUGGCUGAAAUUCUCAGUGUCAAGGACCUGACGGGGAAGAAACUCUUCUAUGUGCAUUAUAUAGACUUUAAUAAGCGGUUAGAUGAGUGGGUUACUCAUGAUCGGUUGGAUCUUAAGAAGAUUCAGUUUCCAAAAAAGGAAGCAAAAACACCAACAAAAAAUGGCCUCUCUGGAUCAAGACCCAAUUCACCGGAGAGGGAGGUGAGGAAGAUACCAGAACUGAUCUUGCCUCCCACUGCUGCCUCUGCAGGAGGGAAAUCUCUCCCUGUACCGAAACGUAAAGUAGAAGUGGUAUCUCCGGCAACUCCUGUCCCACCUGUUCCUGAGACCACCCAGGCAUCUGUCUUCCCACAGAACGGAGCAGCCCGCAGACCUAGUGCCCCCACGGUUCCACCUGGUCGAAAACGCAAGUCCAAUUGCUUGAGUGCAGACGAGGUGAGGGACGGAGAGCGACGAUUGGCUGCCGCAGUCCCCUUUACCGGCCCAGGAUUUGUGACAUCAGACAAAACCUUUGGAGUUGAUGCUGCCCCUAUAUCUGAAUUUCUGGGUUCACCAGAAGAGGAUUCCCAGGACAGCUCUGAUGGGAUCCCAUCUGCUCCUCGAAUGACAGGAAGUUUGGUGUCUGAUCGGAGCCAUGAUGAUAUCAUAACACGCAUGAAGAACAUUGAGUGCAUUGAACUGGGUCGUCAUCGCCUUAAACCUUGGUACUUCUCCCCGUAUCCACAGGAGCUCACGGUGCUGCCUGUCCUUUACUUGUGCGAGUUUUGUCUCAAGUACCUGAAGAGCCUCAAGUGUCUACAGCGGCAUCUGACCAAAUGCAACCUGAGACACCCGCCAGGAAAUGAGAUCUACAGGAAAGGAACAAUCUCGUUCUUUGAGAUAGAUGGAAGGAAAAAUAAGAGUUACUCCCAGAAUCUGUGUCUCUUGGCAAAAUGUUUCCUGGACCACAAAACGCUGUAUUAUGACACAGACCCCUUUCUUUUUUACAUCAUGACAGAGUAUGACUCCAAAGGCUUCCAUAUUGUGGGUUACUUCUCAAAGGAAAAAGAAUCCACUGAGGACUAUAAUGUGGCCUGUAUCCUGACACUGCCUCCCUACCAGAGAAGAGGAUACGGCAAAUUGCUCAUUGAAUUCAGUUAUGAGCUGUCUAAAGUGGAGGGAAAGACAGGCACCCCGGAGAAGCCACUCUCGGACUUGGGGCUUCUCUCUUAUCGCAGUUAUUGGUCCCAAACCAUCUUGGAGAUCCUCAUGGAACUGAAGACAGAGACAGGAGAGAGGCCCCAGAUCACCAUCAAUGAAAUCAGCGAGAUCACCAGCAUCAAAAAGGAAGACGUCAUCUCCACCCUCCAAUACCUCAACCUCAUUAACUAUUACAAGGGUCAGUACAUCCUGACACUGUCAGAGGAUAUUGUAGAAGGACAUGAGCGAGCCAUGCUGAAGCGUAUCCUGCGGAUAGACUCUAAAUGCCUGCACUUUACCCCCAAGGACUGGAGCAAAAGGGGCAAGUGGUAGUUGGGACCUGUAUAGAUAUGAUGGGACAGUAUUGUGAGAGAAUUAGAGGAGCACUGGAUACAGAGGGGCAAUGGACUUUUCAUACAGACGCAACAUUAAGGAUUGUGAGGAGCAGCUGCCAGUGCUUUGGCAUCUUAUCAAAAUGUCAUCAAUAAAUCGUCACCAUGUUGUAUAUGUCGUGUGGCAUACAAGGGGUUAAAAGGACAGUAACGGUGCCUUCUAUGUGCCACAUACACAUAAUGGCUUGCCUGGAAAUAGCUGUAAUAUGAUAAAUAUAUUUUACACACUAGUGGAUGUAUACCUAGAGUGCUGGCUGCCCCUUAAAGGGACAUGAAACCCCAAAUUUUUCUUUUAUUAUUCAGAUCGCACAGUUUCAAAAACUUUCUAAUUUGCUUUGUUCACUUUCUAUCCUUUGUUGAAAAGCAUACAUAGGUAGGGUCAGGAGCAGCAAUGCACUGCUGGGAGCUAGCUGCUGAUUGGUAGCUGCACAUAUAUGCUUCUUAUCAUUGGUUUACCUGAUGUGUUCAGCUAGCUCCCAGUAAUGCAUUGCAGCUCCUUCGAAUCUGUUGGCGCUCUACAAAUAACCGAUAAUAAUAAUAACAACAGAGGAUAACAAAUGUUAUCAAUGAUUCUAAAUUUGAUAAUAGAAGUAAAUUAGAAAGUUGAUUAAAAGUGAAUGUUCUGUCUGUAUCAUGAAAGAUAUUUUUUGGGGUUUCGUGUCAUCUUUUUUUUCCUCAUGUAGAAAGGCGCUACACUCACCCCACAGACCUAAGGCACGUCAGGGUGCACAUGCGCAGUAAUACUGCUUUGCCCAUCGUAGAGGAUUCUGUUUGAGAGUUUAUGGCGCAGCAGUGAUGCGUCUGACUGGAUUAACCACCCACAUAAAGCGUGGCUGAGACUGAAAGCAAACACACCCAAUGGGGUGUAAAAUAUCUCACAGCUGUAAUGUGUGUCUAGUGCUACACUGUCCCUAUCCCAGAUCUUAUGGCACUUCUCUCUGCAGCUGUGCACCAGUUAACCUCUUGUAUGCCGCACACUUUAAACAGAUAUGAAUAUUUAGAUGGUAAGACGUCCCUCUUUAUGGCAAGGGGUGAAUUGCUUUGUUACUGCCACCAGCCUGGAUGCGUAAAGGUGGCACCUAGUGUAAUAUAUUGUAUAAAUAUUUUUUUUUUUAUAUAAA